AUGCCCGUUGACUCGAGCAUCGCCUCGCUGCAGCACGAGAUCGCAUCGUGCGAGCGCCAGCUGCAGCGCCUCAAGCAGCAGCUCGCCGACGCCGAGGGAGCCCGUUCCCGAAACCGACCGUAUUCCCCGACCGCCGCUUCCCACGCAUACACCCCCUCGGGCUCCGCUGCCUCGCUUCCGGCCGAUGCCUUUCACGGCGACGUGCAUCACAACAGGCAAUUCCUGGGCGCCGCGCUGGGCGGCGGGCUGCCGGACGAGUGGCAGGCCGAGCUGUGGGCGGUGCUGGAGCAGCCCGCCCACGACGACCGUGGGUCACGGCCGUGGCCGCUGGAGACGCACGAGUACACGCGAUAUGGACGCCAGCUGAUCAUGCCCGAGGUGGGGUUGCAAGGACAGCUGCGACUACGGAGCUCUGCCGUCCUCAUAGUCGGCGCCGGCGGCCUGGGCUGCCCGGCUGCGGCGUACAUCGCCGGCGCCGGGGUGGGCACGCUCGGCUUGGUCGACGCCGACACGGUCGAGGAAUCGAAUCUCCAUCGCCAGAUCCUGCACAGCACGAGCAAGGUCGGGAUGCCCAAGGUCGAAAGCGCGCUGCGGAAUCUGAGGUGCUUGAAUCCAAACAUCAAGUACUAUUCCUACAACACUAGAUUGACGCCCGAGAACGCUCUGGACAUCUUCUCCGAGUACGACCUUGUCCUUGACUGCACAGACACGCCCGCCUCACGUUAUCUCAUCUCGGAUACAUGCGUUCUCUUGGGCAAGCCACUUGUGUCUGCGUCAGCACUGCAGACAGAAGGCCAGCUGAUGGUGCUGAACAACCCGCCACGGCCACCAGGAGACCCGGAUGGAGGGCCUUGUUACCGAUGCGUCUUUCCAAAGCCGCCGCCUGCUGAUAGCGUCAUCAGUUGUGGGGAAGGUGGUAUCCUUGGCCCAGUGGUCGGCGUCAUGGGAGUCCUCCAGGCCUUGGAGGCGAUCAAGCUGAUUGCCGCGGGGAUCGAGAAGCCUCCAUCGCCAUCGUCAGACGAGAUGGAUGUAGACGGCACCUCUGCGGCUUCUGAUAAGCACCAUGAUGCGGCGGCGGCAGCAGGCAGCAAGCCUGCAGGCAACAAGCCCUCACUGUUACUCUUCUCCGCAUACAGCAGCCCGCAGUUCCGCUCCUUCGGGUUACGCACCAGAAAAGCCAAGUGUGCCGCAUGCUCUGCGCAGGUGACAGUGACGCGCGAGGCCCUGACGUCUGGUUCGAUGGACUACGUGCAGUUCUGCGGCGCUGUCAGCCCCAUCAAUGCGCUCGCCCCCGAGGAGCGCAUCUCGGCACUCGAGUACGAACAGACACGCAACGGAUUGUCGACGGCAGUCGAGGAAAGCAGUCUCAGCUCCUUCUCGGGUGGGAUGCCCAAGAACCAAAAGCACAUCCUGGUAGACGUGCGGGAGAAGGUUCAGUUCGAGCUGGCGCAUCUAGAUGGCAGCAUCAACAUUCCCUUCUCUGAUAUCGUCGCCACGCCCAUUCCGCCACCAUCAUCUUUGUCGCCGCCCGCGUCAGCCGCCAGCGCGCCUGCAACGCCUGCUACCGACGGUGCGGACUCACCGGCCUCUCCGAAGCAGGCAGCAGGAGGAGGCAGUGUCGAUGACCAGUCGCAGUCGCAGCCGCUGCCGGCAUGGCUCACCCAAUUACGCCAGCUACCGUCCGAGCAGCCUAUCGUAGUAACAUGCCGGCUCGGUAACGAUUCGCAGCUCGCGGUGCGCAAGAUGAAGGCGCUGGGCUUGGACGAGGACGGGACGAGGAAGAUUGUUGACGUAAGGGGAGGACUGAGGUCUUGGAGGGAGGACGUGGAUGCGGACUUCCCGAAUUACUGA
Molecule: messenger RNA, 1851 nt
Organism: Diplodia corticola
Lineage: Eukaryota; Fungi; Ascomycota; Dothideomycetes; Botryosphaeriales; Botryosphaeriaceae
Product: molybdenum cofactor synthesis protein
Exons: 3
Coding region: 1-1851 (616 amino acids)
Biological process (GO): protein urmylation; tRNA wobble position uridine thiolation
Cellular component (GO): cytosol; cytoplasm
Molecular function (GO): URM1 activating enzyme activity; thiosulfate-cyanide sulfurtransferase activity; adenylyltransferase activity
Source: RefSeq, a predicted model, not a curated record